This is a messenger RNA of Microthlaspi erraticum, 4362 nucleotides long. The record is from the annotation of a GenBank genome assembly. NCBI's taxonomy places the organism in Eukaryota, Viridiplantae, Streptophyta, Magnoliopsida, Brassicales, Brassicaceae.
AUGGCGUUUCCUUGCUUGGGAGAUGUCGAGUGUGAGAAAAUCUUCAAACUUGCCAAAGAUUUCUACGUUACAGCUGAUUACGUCAAGGCCUUGGAGGUAAUUGAAGAUUUAUCUUCCGUUCAGGGAAGGGACAAAGGUCUCGUGUGUCACCUGCAAGGUACUAUCUUCAGCAAACUAGCGAAGAAAGCAGAGAACACGGAUGUGAAAUUCACAUACUUUCUGAGUUCUGCAGAAGUCUUUUCUCCAUAUCAAAAUCUCGCAGCGAUUGCGGCAGUUUCACUCUUUCAAUCGGCGAAACUGAUUGAAUCUGUCUCGUAUUACCGAGCAUCUAUGCGCAAAGCAAAACAAAAUGUUGAUGUUGAGCAGAAAGUGAAGGAUGUGGUGAAGCAUAUAAUCGAGAAUGCACAGUCAAAGAUCGCUGAAUCCAAGAAUGGAUCUGAUCUCGUUAAAGGGUCAAGAAACCGUGAGCAGCAAGUUAAGGAGCCUGUGAGAAGUGAAGAAGAUACGAGAAAGAGUGAGUCUCCACUCGUUAAAGGAUUGAAGUCAUACUGGGCGGGUUUGAAUGUUGAGCAGAAAAGGGACUUUAUCAAAGUAAGCAUUGAGGAUUUUAGAAGCUAUGUCGAGAGAUUGUAUGGCAGUGAGGGAGGAGAUGCUUUGCAGAAUUGUUUCACUCAUGCUGGUGGAGAAGUAAAGAAAUGGAGAUUUUUCUUGUGUCGAGUUUGUUUAAAGGAGUUCUUUCGUGCUGAAGAAUGCAAGAAGCAUUUUGAGCAAGAUCAUGGUGCAGCAUUUAGACUUCUCACAGCAAAGAAUAUGGCUCAGAGUAUAAGUAAAGACUGGGGUCGUAAGAUAUCAGCUACAGAUUGGGAACCAGUUGAUGCAGGAGCUGCUGUUAGUCUAGUGAAGAAUCAGCUCGAAGAUGUGAAAGGGUUUGCAUAUGUGAAUGGAUGGUCCAGAGACUGGCCUUUGGCUGUGGAUGAAGCUCGGAGUAAGCUACUUCAGGAAAUCCGGAACCUCCUUGUCUCCUUUUGGGACGGUAAAAUUCUCUCAUGCAGCGUUCGAGAUUACGUGAUGCGUUAUGUGUUUGACCAAUUUGGGAAACUUGAAGUUUCAAAAGAUGUUCUUAUCGAGUGUCACCUAGCGGAAACACCUCAGGGUAUCUGCUUCUUGGGUUGUAGUGAGCUCAAUCAUAUCCUGGAGUAUCUCAAAGACGUAAAGUGUGAAAGGAAUGAUGGUACUGAGCUUGUUUGCAGAGCAGUGGAGAGUUUCUACGUUGGUACUCAAGUCAAAGAAAAGAUCGACUUUGACAAUGAGAUUUCAAGUCUGCUUCUGGAUAAGAGACUGCUGCAAGGCAAGAUUGCUAGGUUCGAUGAUGAAGGGGUAAUCAGUUUUCUUGAUUCUGAUGCUCACUACGCCAAGGCACAAGCUCAUGGCAGUGAUAUCUUAUCCUGGUUAACCGAGCCAUCUUCAGGAGAUGAGAGCUUUCGAUUUCCCAGAGCUAUCAGGGCACAUAAUUUUGAUAUUUGGUCGGCUGUUCUGAGAGCUGUUCAGUUCACGUGUAGGACUCUGGCGGCCAAAUAUGUAAAGAAAUCCAAGCUCCGAAUCUCUGAAGAAUUUCUGGUUAGAGCCGAGGAGUUUUGUAAACAUGAAGAUGAAAGGAGAAUGAACACUCCGGAAGAUCAGUGGAGCAGAUAUGCAUCUCUUCUGUGCAAUGAAUGUGAAAAGGAUAAAACGACAGUUUACACUGACACAGGUGUUCUCGAGAAACAAGCGUUCUUCUCCCUAGUACGAGAUCUUCUUGAAGGAGCAUCAAAGCUGACAUUUGAUUACCCUUAUUCACGAGAAUCCCUGAAUGCUAUACGUGAGCGUAAAAGUCUGAGUGAUGAUUUGGUGUUGAAAUCCUUAGACCACCUGACAUCAGUGGUCACCAGGAAGGUUUCUCUAAUUGGUUCAAAGAUUUUGCUGAUGGAAAACUCAAGGAUUCGUUUGCUGGAAAGCCUUACCAGACUUUCUGUUUUUGACUACCGCUCUUACAUCCUUGGACCGCUGAAAGAAUUCUUGCUGGAGAAAAUAGUAGAAAUGGAAUCCAAAGCCAAGGCAGCUGCAUUAGAAGCAGAGAUUUUGUUCGAUGAGAAGAAGCAACCACAGUCAAAUAAGAAGAGAAAUAAAAGUAACAAGGUAGAUGUUGUACUCGCGGAGGAGAAGAAACCUCAGUCAAAAAAGAAGAAAUAUAAAGGCAAACAGAGAACUUCAACGAGCAAGUCGAGUCCCCAUGAUAAGACUGUUGAACAUGAAAAAUCUGGGAACGUUGAACCGGAAGGUGAAGAGGAUUCUAUGGAACCAGAUAAUACUCUUUCAAGUGAAAUGGGUCAAGACGAAAUUUCAACCAACACUGACAAUCAAGAGGAAGCUGCUAAAGAUAUGCAAAACAUGAGUGGAGAAGAUUCACUGCCGAAAGAUUUUGAGCCAGCAGAAAGAGCAGCUGCAAUCAGAUAUAAUUCAACUCUUGACAUGACGCUGAAGGCCCUUUGUAACAUUAAGGCUCUUAAAGAGUAUUUGGCGCACAAUCAGUAUCAGUUUGCUCAAUACUUUGAAGAAAAAGUUUCUUCUGCACUACGAAACUUCUUUGUUGCUGUUGUGUCGAAAGAGAUAAAAGAAGCUGGACUCUGUGGUUGCCUCCUGGAAGACUUACUUGAUUCCCUAGAAGAAGUUCACUCCAUGUCAAGUGAUGCUGCUGAGCUACUCGUAUCCAUCCUUGAGUUUUGGCCUUGCUGGAGGAGUCCAGAAAUAGAGAGUGUGGUAACUCGUCUUUUUACGUUGGAAGAAGAUGAAAGAAUGAGUUGUAGCAGAUGCAGAAAGACCCCAGAUUGUCCAGCGAAAAGUUCUUGUCGAAUUGUUGUGGCUGCAGAUGCAGUCAGAGACGUCAAGGCUGCUUUUGGUAAUAGAAAGUUUGAGGACAUCCUGAAAGUGAUUCGCAUGGGUGAGAAAAUGGUUUGUGACAUUGGAACCGGAGGGUGUGGAAAGGAAAACUUUGUUCAUCGCAUUAUGACUAAAUGCCCGCCUAUCUUCACAAUUGUCUUAGAAUGGGAGAAGGAUGAAACUGAAGAGGAAAUAUCAGAAACGGCAAAAGCUUUGGAGUGGGAGAUAGAUAUGAGCAAGCUAUACGAAGGCUUAGAUCCAAACAAACAGUACCGGCUUGUGUCAAUGGUUGGUUGUGGACCUUGUGGUGAAGGAGAAGAAGAGGAAUACAUCUGCCUUGCUUAUAAAAAGAACCGGUGGGUCAGAUUCCGACGUGAAGCUUCAGGAAAAGAGGUUGUUGGUAACUGGAAGACUGUAGUCAGAUUCUGUGGAGAAAGGAAGAUUCGGCUGAAGAUUUUGUUUUAUGAAGCUUUCCAAAGAGGUCAACUGGAAAUUUUAUCCAACAAUAAAGAAGAACCUGCUAAAGAUAUGCAAAACAUGCCUGGAGAAGAAGAUUCAAUAUCGAAACAGUUAGAAUCAGGACAUGAAGAAGCUGCAGUCAGAUACAAUUCGGCUCUUGACAUGACGCUUAAGGCCCUCUUGAACAUUAAGCUUCUCAAAGAGGAUUUGGAAGAACAAGUUCCUUGCGCACUAAAAGAAGAGGGACUCUAUAGUUUCCUCAUGAGCAACUUUCUUGCUUCCCAAGAAGAUGUUCAUUCCAUGUCAAGUGAUGCUGCUGAGGUAUUAAUAGCCAUCUUUGAGUCAUGGCAUUGCUGGAAAAAUUCAGAAGGAGAAAGUUUGGUGACUAGCCUUUUUACACUGGAAGUAUAUGAGACAAUGACUUGUGGAAGAUGCAGAAGGAAGCCAAAUUAUCCAGAGCAAAGCUCUUAUGGACUUGUUAUGGAAGCAGAUGCAAUCAGAGACGUGAAGUGUGCUUUUAGAGAUAGAAAGUUUGAGGACAUCCUUAAAGUGAUCCUCAUGGAUGAUAAAAUGGUAUGUGACAUUGGAACCGGAGGGUGUGGAAAGGAAAACUUUGUUCAUCGCAUUGUAAGUAAAUGCCCACCUAUCUUCACAAUCGUGUUGGAAUGGGAGACGGAUGAAACUGAAGAAGACAUAGCUAAAACAACAAAGGCUUUGGAGAGGGAGAUAGAUCUCAGCAGCCUAUACGAAGGCUUAGAGCCAAACAAAAACUACCAGCUUGUGUCAAUGGUUUGUUGUGGUGAAGAAGAAGAAGAAGAAGACCACAUCUGCCUAGCUUAUGAAAAAGACAGGUGGGUCAGUCUCAGACAUGACGAUGCUUUAGCAGAAGAGGAUGUUGGUGACUGGAACAGUGUGGUUAAUUUCUGUGGAGAAAGGAAGGUUCGGCCAGAGAUUCUUUUCUAUGAAGCUUCCCCAAUAGAAGAGUGA